AUGCUUAAUAAUUUUCAAUAUUUAAUGGACCCCAACUCUUACAAAUAUCUUUGGUUGUGCUUAUUAUUUAGUUGUCAAGUAAUACUGUGUAAGGAAAUUAGUACACCAUCAACCGAUAAAAAUAUUAAUGUAUUGAAUGAGUGUCAGCAAUGUAAAGUUCUGACAGACUCCUUCAAUUACUGGUUUAAAAAAACAUCACGAGGAAAAUACGAAGGGGGCGAUGUUGCUUGGGAAGAAGCUAAACUAAAAACCUAUGCACGAAGUGAGGUUCGUUUGGUAGAAAUUCAAGAAGGUUUAUGUUCUGAACUAAAGGCUAAUAAAGAUCAAUGCUACUCUUUAGCAGAUGUAGCUGAAAAUGUAUUAGAAAACUGGUAUUACAGUGAAGAUCAUGAUACUGUUAAUUUGUAUACAUGGCUGUGUAUUCAGAAAUUACAAAACUGCUGUCCUCUGUCCCAUUAUGGAGAAUCCUGUUCUCCUUGCCCACAUAAUUUAAACAAUGAAAUUUGUAGUGGAAAUGGUAAAUGUCACGGAGAUGGUACAAGGGAGGGCAACGGAACUUGCAUUUGUAAAAGUGGAUAUUCUGGCAAUUUAUGUGAAGAAUGUGCUGAAAAAUUCUUUUCUGAAAAUGCCAGUUGUAGACCUUGUCAUGCAGCAUGUGCCGCUUGUACAGGAGAGAGUUUAGAUGACUGUAUUACAUGCAGUAAUGGUUGGGAAAUGCAAGAAAAUACUUGUGUGGAUAUUAAUGAGUGUGCAUUGCCACAGGUCUGUGAGAAUGAUGAUUAUUGUAUAAAUCAAGAAGGCACCUUUUUAUGUGAAAAAUGUGAUGAUUCCUGCAAAACAUGUACAGGACCAGGAAGAAAAAAUUGUUCAACAUGCAGAGAAAGUGACACAUUAAUAUCAGGGAUGUGUUUGAAUGAAUCUCAAAAAAAUAAAAUUGUAAAUGAUGCCAAGAAAAGAGUUUUAACAUAUUUUGGAUUGUUAUUACUGACAAAAGUUACUUUCCGAUCAUCUAAAAUUUUAGCAGCUGUGGUUGUCUUGUUUUCUUCAUUUUAUAUAUAUCACACUGAGGAUACAGCUGAAGUACCUUCAAUAGAUCUUUACAUGCAAAGUUCAGAGUUACCAUGA
Bombyx mandarina (wild silkworm) is the source of this 1125-nucleotide messenger RNA. RefSeq names its product protein disulfide isomerase Creld2. Gene Ontology annotation, molecular function: calcium ion binding. The record is from RefSeq and is a predicted model, not a curated record. NCBI's taxonomy places the organism in Eukaryota, Metazoa, Arthropoda, Insecta, Lepidoptera, Bombycidae.